Messenger RNA from Marmota monax (woodchuck), 5688 nucleotides. It is a transcript of the gene Pdcd2l, whose product is annotated as programmed cell death 2 like. The coding region runs from base 47 to 1150 and encodes 367 amino acids. NCBI's taxonomy places the organism in Eukaryota, Metazoa, Chordata, Mammalia, Rodentia, Sciuridae. The record is from RefSeq and is a predicted model, not a curated record. Gene Ontology annotation, cellular component: cytoplasm. The transcript is spliced from 7 exons.
UUCUCAGCUGCCGUACUCCGUCUUUUCACGUGCGAACUAGGUUGUCAUGGCGGCUGUUCGGAAGCCGGUGCUGCUCGGGCUUAGAGACCUGGCAGUGCAAGGCAGCCCUACCGGGCCAAGUGCCUGGACUGCUAGCAAGCUGGGUGGCAUUCCGGAUGCCCUGCCUGCCGUAGCAGCGCCGAGGCCUGUGUGUGAACGCUGCAAGGAGCCACAAACUCUGGUCGUGCAGGUGUACUGCCCGCUGGAAGGCUCCCCAUUCCAUCGGCUACUGCACGUGUUCUCUUGCGCGCGCCCCAAGUGCGGCGACAGCGGGGCGCGCAGUUGGAAGGUGUUCCGCUCCCAGUGCCUGCAGGUGCAUGAGAAAGAGGCACAGAUAUUCUUCCAGAAACAAGAAAAUGGCCUUGUCGCUGAGAACUGGUGUGAAGGUGCAAAUGACUGGGGAAGUGACAGUGAGGAGGCGCCUCCACCACAGCUUACCUUGGAUUUUGUUCAUGAGUCUAACUCUGCCAAAGAUGCAGACUGCACUGCCCAGCUCCAAGACCUGCACCUGCAGGACACUGUCCUGGAUGCCACUCAUUCUGAACCUCCAGCAGAAGGGAUGGCCUUGCCUACUGUAGUGCCACAGUUCCUGCCCUACUACAUCUGUGUCGUAGAUGAGGAUGAUUACAGAGACUUGGUCAGUCUAGAUCAUGCCCACAGCCUUCUGAGGGACUAUCAACAGAGAGAAGGAAUUGGCAUGGAACAGUUGCUUUCCCAAAGUUUUUUUAGUGAUGGUAAUGAAAAAUAUGAGAAGACCAAAAUUAAAAGUGGAGAUCAAAUGUUUUACAAAUUCAUGAAGAGAAUUGCUGCUUGUCAGGAGCAGAUUUUGAGGUAUUCCUGGAGUGGAGAGCCACUCUUUUUGACCUGCCCUACAUCAGAAAUCACUGAUAUCCCAGCCUGUAGCCACUGUGGAGGUCAAAGAAUAUUUGAAUUUCAGCUUAUGCCAGCACUGAUCAGCAUGCUUCAAAGUGCUAAUUUAGAUCUUUCUGUGGAAUUUGGAACAAUUCUAGUUUACACAUGUGAGAAGAGUUGCUGGCCUCAAAAUCAUCAGACUCCCAUGGAAGAAUUUUGUAUUAUACAAGAAGACCCAGAUGAAUUACUGUUUAAGUAGAAAAUUCCCUUUUAUUUAUACAAAUUAAAACAAAUGUUAAUAUGCAAAUACAAGAGUUUACCUUAUUUAACUAUCAAGUUAUUAAUUUUUACUUGUUUAUUUUUUGUUUUGGUUUUCAUUGUUCAGGGGACAGAACCCAGGGCUUUGUGCAUGCUAAGCAAGUGUUUUGCUGCUGAGCUGCAUCCCCUGCCAUUGUUUAUUUAUUUUGUGGUGCUGGGGAUUGAACCCAGGGCCUUGUGCAUGCAAGGCAAGCACUCUACCAACUGAGCUGUAUCCCCAGCCCCCCGCCAUUAUUCUUGUUUUGUUUGUUCAUUUGUUUUGUGGUAGUCAGGAUUGAAUCCAGGAGUGCUCUACCUCUAAGCUACAUCCCCAGCCCAUUUUAUUUUUCAUUUUGAGAUAAGGCUUCAUUAAGUUGCCCAGGCUGGCAUCAAACUGUGAUCCUCCUACCUUAGCCUCCCAAGUAGCUGGGAUUAUAGGCACGCACCACCACGGAGGCUCAUAAUUCUUAAGUGUUGAUCUUUUUUUUUAUGUUGUGGCACUUGUGUGGGUAUUGGAGCCAGGGCCUCCUGACUGUGGGCUGGUCUGUCCUUCAGGGUUAAUGACUUGACUACACAGUGACAGGUCAGAAAGUGGCUUCUCUCCAGCCCAGAAGGCCAGUGUUCCCUGCACAGGCAUUCUCUUGGGCAUUCUAGGGAAAGUAGCUAAAGAGCCAAGAGCCUGAUUGGCCUAUUACUACCCUCCUGUCUCUACACCCCACUACACCCUACUGCCAGUCCUGGAUGCUGCCAAAGCAAAACACCCAGCCCACCUUGGCUACUUGAGGCUCCUGCCCUGCAACACUGACUGCUGGGACCUGUCCCUGGUUCUUGGCCCAUGAUCCCCUCCUGACCUCACCCACUUCUGCUCUCACUCUGGAUAUUAUCCCUCUGCCUAAAUGUCCACCUUUCCAGUCUCCCAUUUUUUCAUUCUGUUUCUAUUAUCAACCCUUUUCUGUCUGCUGCUCUUUGACAACAGUGUGAAAACACUCAUACUAGCCAUGUUCAGAGCUGUUCUUAGUCUGUGUAGAUGAGGAUGAUGAGACCCGGAUUAUCAAGGGAUGGAGUCCUUCUGAGUAGUAUGUGACUGGGGAAAAAUAUACCUGCUCCUGCUCCUGGGCAUAGCUGAGGGAAGGUGGCUGUAUGUAUACAAACUGGAAGUUCUCAGUGAGGCUUCAGGAAUGCUGAGUUUGCAGAGCUAAAGCUGAGCAUAGACCUGCAGAGGGAGCUUCUGUUUCUCUCUCAUGCUUGCACAGCAACUGCCAGUUUCCUUGUGGCAGUUACAUUUAGGCAGAGAUGGCCUUAGCUUGCUAGACCAGUUAUUCCAACUGGAACAGAAAGUAGACUGAUCAGAUUUAUAGGUGGAGUAUUUUGUAUUUAUUUAAAUAGAUAGUAAUCCCCUCCUUUGAUGUGAAAAAUGGAGAAAGUUGUUGCAUUAGAGUGUCUUUAAGGAUCAGAAGUUGAUAUAGUUUCAGAUAUCCUAGUUAGGUGUUAUGUUUCUGAUUUUUAAGAUGGAGACAAACUGCUUGCUGAUCAAACACAUCCUUGAAUCUAGAUAUAUAUACUAGAUUAUAGGUCUUAACCUAUGUAAGUAGAAUACAGAUUAGCAGGGGCAUUCCCAUGAUCCCAUUAAAAAAAUUUUUUUUUCCCCAAUACUGGAGAUUGAACCAGGGGUGCUCUACCCACUAAGCUAUACCCCCAGUUCUUUUCAUUUUGAGAUAGGAUCUCACGAAGUUGCCCAACCUGGCCUCAAAUCUGUGAUUACAGGCGUGUGCCACCAUACCUGGUACCAUAGAAUUAUUAUUGUGGCAUAUUGUGGAGAAAGCAAAAAAGUGAAACUGGCCAGGAAUGGUAGUGCAGGUCUGUAAUCCCAGUAUUUCCGGAGGCUAAGACAGGAGAAUUUCAAGUUUGAUUCUAGCCUCAGCAAUUUAGUGAGACCCUUUCUCAAAAAAUAAAAGAGAUUCAGGAUGUAGCUGAGCAAUAAAGCACCCCUGGGAUAAGUCCCUAGUACUAAAACAAAACAAGUAAAGUUCUGUUUGUCACUCCUUAAAUGACUUAGGCCUAGAAAGACACGCAGUAAACAUCCUGAUGAGUUGGACAGGGUUAUGGUAUAGGUGGGACUUCCAGUUUUUUACUUUUUUUUUUUUUUUUUUCUGAGAGGGGUACUGGGGAUUGAACUCAGGGGCACUCAACCAUUGAGCCACAUCCCCUGCCCUAUUUUUGUAUUUUAUUUACAGACAGGGUCUGACGGACUUGCUUCAGGCCUUGCUGCUGCUGAGGCUGGCUUUGAACUCAGGAUCCUCCUGCCUCAGCCUCUCAAAUCACUGGGGUUACAGACAUGUGCCACCUUACCUGGCUACAUUUUUACUUGUGUUCUAUUGUCACUUGUUAAGGUGAGCAAGCAUAUUACACUUUAUACAUAUGUGCACAUACACAUGCACCCAACAAACCCACAAAGAAAAGCAGAAGUCCUCAAUUAGGCACCAAGUAUAACCCAGGCCAAGAGAACACAGGACAGGCAGGAAAGAAACCAAAGAAAGUGAUUGAUUUACAGAGUGUCUGGAGAGGGAAGGAAGGUCAACCUCCUGAGGCAUCUUUUAGGUUUAGCUGUGGGGUGGAGCCUUGUGAGAGCCCAGCUAAUGGUGGAGAAGGACCAAGCAGCCCAUUACACAGAGGGGCCCUCCACCGUGGUUGACCCUGGUUCUUCUUCCACUUCUGCAUUAGAGCAACAGCCUGAGUCUUCCUCAUAGACCAGCUUGGUGUGGUUGCUGAACCCAGCAGCUGAAAGACCACAGAAGUCAAAAUAGUAUUUUUCUCCAUUUUUAAUGUUUUUCUACUUUCUUCUAAUAAGUUGUUUGUUGGAAGUGCUGGAAAUUGAACCCAGGUCUUCUCUCCUGCUAAGCAGUAGCUCUGCCACUGAUUUGCAGUCCCAGACCCAAUUUAUUUUUGUUUGUUUGUCUAUAUUUUUCUUCAUGGAGCAUGAGAAUUUGGGAAACAUAAAAGUUCAAAGAACUAAUAAAUAUUGUCUACAAUUCUACCACAUACCAAUACACAAAAUAGGGCUGGGGAUAUAGCUCAGUUGGUAGAGUGCUUGCCUUAUAUGUACAAGACCCUGGGUUCAAUCCCCAGCACUACACACACACACACACACACACAAAACCAAUACACAAAAUACUGUAACUUUUUUUUUCUUCCUGUCUUUUAUUUAUUUAUUUAUUCUUUUGUUUUAUAAAAUUUAAUCACAUUGUAUUGUUCCAGGAAAAUUUGGUAUAAAAGAACUGGCUCUAGUGCCAGGCAUGGUGGGGCACACCUGUAAUUCCAGCAGUUUGGGAAGCUAAGGCAGGAGGAUUGCAAGUUCAAAGCCAGCCUCAGCAAAAGUGAGGUGCUAAGCAAACUCAGUGAGACCCUGUCCCUAAACAAAAUACAAAAUAUGGCUGGGGAUGUGGCUCAGGGGUCAAGUAUCCCUGAGUUCAAUCCCCAGUACCAAAAAAAGAAAAAGAAAAAGAACUGGCUCUAAGGAUGCAGUGAGACUGAAGAAAGAGGCAUACAGAUCCAGGGUUACACAGAAGUACAAUUUAUUUAGGAUUUAAUGAUAGGAGUGUGGUCAAAUACAGCAGCAAGACCAAUGAAUUUGAGACUUGGGUUACAGGGAGGACUUAUAUAGUGGUCAGUAUCAAAGUGAUUUCAAAGGCUGGGAAUAUAGCUCAGUUGGUAGGGUGCCUCCCAAGCACAAGGACCUGGGUUCAAUCUCAGCACCAUAAAAGUGAUUUCAUUCAAGCUGGAAGAUACCAGGUUUAUCUCAAGCUAACAUCAAGAAUGUCAGGCACAUUCUAGCAGCACCAGGGGGUCCAGUUGAUCCUAAAGCCCACAUUUCUUUUCUUUUUUUUUGGGGGGGGGGCAGGUGCUGGGGAUUGAACCCAGGCCUCAUGUAUCAAGGCGAGCACUCUACCAACUGAGCUAUAUCCCCAGCCCUAAAGCCCACAUCUAAUUCUGCUGGUUUUGUUUGUUUAUAGAGUGAAAACAGACCUGGGUUACUCAGGAGCAGUCACGCAUGGUGUUUACAACUCAAGGUGGUCAUAGUCAGGAUAAGCUGAAUUCUUACAUGUUUAAAUAGUUUUCUAUAUCUUUUUCAUUUAACAUUUUAUUGUGAACAUCUCCCCCAUUGAUAUUUUCUCCAUGACAUAAUUUGUAAUUGAUGCAAAGUAUUUUUUUAAAUAAAUAUGAAAAACUUUAUACAAACUAGCCAUUUGUUUUAUCCAGUUUUUGUUAUGAUGACCAUCAAUCACUAAGAUUAAAUCUCUAUUUUUUGUGUGUGAAGGGGAAUUGAACCUAGGGGCACUUUACCUCUGAGCUAUGACCCCAACCGGUUUUACUUUUUAUCUUGAGACAAGGUCUUGCUAAGGUGCUUAAGUACUCACUAAAUUGCUGAGGCUGGCCUCAAACUUGCAGUCCUUCUGUCUCAGCCUCCCAAACUGCUGGGAUUAUAGACAUGUGCCACCACAC